AUGUCGCUGCCGCAGCAGUGCGAGGCCGCGUUCGGCACCGCGGACCUGUACGGCGUGCUGGGCGUGCAGCGCGGCGCGUCCGCGCAGGAGAUCCGCCGCGGCUACCACCGCGCCUCGCUGCGCCUGCACCCCGACCGCGUCCCGCCCGAGCAGAAGGAGGAGGCCACGCGCCGCUUCCAGAUCCUGGGCAAGGUGUACGCCGUGCUGAGCGAUGAGAAGCAGCGCGAAGUGUACGAUGAGACGGGCAUGGUGGACGAGGAGGCCGAGGCGCUGCAGGACGGGCGGGACUGGCUGGAGUACUGGCAGCUGCUCUUCAAGGUCACUGUGAAAGACAUCGAAGACUUCCAGAAGAGCUACAAAAACUCGGAGGAAGAGCUGGCUGAUGUGAAAGCAGCGUACAUGAAUUUCAAAGGUGACAUGGAUAGGAUCAUGGAGUCCGUGAUGUGUGCAGACUACACGGAUGAACCCAGGAUACGGGAAAUGAUCGAGCAAGCCAUCAAGUCCGGGGAGCUCCCGUCCUACAAGGCUUUUGUAAAGGAGUCAGAGAAGAAGAUGAUGUCCAGAAGAAGGCGGGCAGAAAAAGAAGCUAAAGAGGCAAAAAAGACUAAAGAUGAACUGGGCCUUGGUGCAGAAAGUGACUUGCAGGCGCUGAUUAAAAGCCGAAGCAGAGAUCGAGAAAAGAAAAUGGAUAACUUUUUCGCCCAGCUGGAAGCAAAGUACGGGAAUGGUGCUAAAAAAGGAGGAAAGAAGACCUCAGCCAAGAAAAGAAAGGCAGAAGGGACAGCGUAGACUGAAAUACCAGGUUUCACUUUGUAUGGAAACGUGGAUUUGGGAGAAUUUUGGGUGUUUUCCAGGCUCUUGUUUUGGACUGUGUGCAUUGACUGGCUGUAAGUGGGAGACAUGACUCGGAAUGCGUGCUGAAUAAGGAAGACAAGGCAUUCCUGUGCUACUGUCUCCAACCCUUUGGAUGCUCUACAGUUGAGAUCCAUGUGUGCUAUUCACACACUUCUUCGGUAACAAACCUCUUGCUAUUUUUAAAGGUCUUUGCACAUCAGCUCAACAGGUCUUUUUCAGAUAUGCCAGUAGUUUUAUAAAGAUAGUUUGGAAAAUUGCAGAUUUAAUAAACAUGGUGGUGGGAUUUUUUUCAGA
This is a messenger RNA of Sturnus vulgaris (Common starling), 1149 nucleotides long. RefSeq names its product DnaJ heat shock protein family (Hsp40) member C9 (gene DNAJC9). Gene Ontology annotation, cellular component: nucleus; cytoplasm. The record is from RefSeq and is a predicted model, not a curated record. Lineage: Eukaryota; Metazoa; Chordata; Aves; Passeriformes; Sturnidae. Gene Ontology annotation, molecular function: heat shock protein binding.